AUGGCCACCAUCCUAAGCCCAUGUAUUAACUCAGUGAAAAGGAAACCAAACUACCUCACAGCAAGUAGAGAGAAGGAGGCCAAGAAAGGGAAGAGGGACAAACCUGGGUCCCUAAUGCCUCCAGAAAGGCCCUCUUUAUCACCAUCUUUUCUUAACAAAAACCCAGCCCUGCUGUGUACAUAUAGAAAGGCAGCGCAUCAGUCUCAUAAUCUGAAGGAUGUCACUCCACUUUCUCUUGGCAUUGAAACUGCUGGAGGAGUCAUGACUGUUCUUAUCAAGCGUAAUACUACCAUUCCUACCAAACAGACACAGACCUUCACUACCUACUCCGACAACCAGCCUGGUGUGCUUAUUCAGGUGUAUGAAGGUGAGUGUGCCAUGACCAAGGACAACAAUCUACUUGGAAAGUUUGAACUCACAGGCAUACCUCCUGCUCCUCGUGGUGUCCCUCAGAUUGAGGUCACUUUUGAUAUUGAUGCUAAUAGUAUCCUCAAUGUCUCUGCCAUGGAUAAGAGCACAGGAAAAGAGAACAAGAUUACCAUCACUAAUGACAAGGGCCGCUUGAGCAAGGAAGAUAUUGAGCGCAUGGUCCAGGAAGCUGAGAAGUACAAAGCUGAAGAUGAGAAACAGCGGGACAAGGUGUCUUCCAAGAAUUCACUUGAGACUUACGCAUUCAACAUGAAAGCAACUGUUGAAGAUGAAAAACUUCGGGGCAAGAUAAAUGAUGAAGACAAACAGAAGAUUCUUGACAAGUGCAAUGAAAUCAUCAACUGGCUUGAUAAGAACCAGACUGCAGAGAAGGAAGAAUUUGAACACCAGCAGAAAGAGUUGGAGAAAGUCUGCAACCCCAUCAUCACCAAGCUGUACCAGAGUGCAGGGGGCAUGCCAGGAGGAAUGCCUGGAGGCUUCCCUGGUGGUGGAGCUCCAGAGAGGGGACAAGGAGACCUUCUGUCUUUUGGCAACAUCUCAUCUCUUCCUUUUACUAUUCCCUUCCUACUCCCUCCCCGUCCCCAUCCUCUCUCUUGGUUUUAUCCUGUCCUAUACUUCAAAUUUCUAUUUUGGGUUGAACUUGGUUUUUUUCCAUAUUGA
Messenger RNA from Neogale vison (American mink), 1089 nucleotides. Its product is annotated as heat shock cognate 71 kDa protein-like. Gene Ontology annotation, biological process: cellular response to unfolded protein; protein refolding; vesicle-mediated transport. The coding region runs from base 1 to 1089 and encodes 362 amino acids. Gene Ontology annotation, molecular function: ATP hydrolysis activity; misfolded protein binding; ATP binding. The record is from RefSeq and is a predicted model, not a curated record. Gene Ontology annotation, cellular component: plasma membrane; nucleus; cytoplasm. NCBI's taxonomy places the organism in Eukaryota, Metazoa, Chordata, Mammalia, Carnivora, Mustelidae. The transcript has 3 exons.